CGGCUCUAGGAUCACGGGCAGGAGACGGAGCGGCUGCGGACGAGCUCGGUGGCUGAGUUUGAGAUGUCGGAGAGGGUCUUGUCGCUUUUUUUAUAGUUUUUGACGUGUUGUGGACAGCUGUCUUCUACUCCGGAGGUCUUUAGGAAACAUUCUAGUGCACUACUGCGGAGCGAGGACGCAUUAUGACGGGCAGAGAGGAGGAAUACGACUACCUGUUCAAGGUGGUCCUGAUCGGAGACUCUGGGGUGGGGAAGAGCAACCUACUGUCCCGAUUCACCCGGAAUGAAUUCAACCUGGAGAGUAAGAGCACCAUCGGGGUGGAGUUUGCCACACGCAGCAUCCAGGUGGAGGGCAAGACGGUCAAGGCUCAGAUCUGGGACACCGCGGGUCAGGAGCGAUACCGGGCUAUCACCUCAGCUUACUACCGCGGGGCAGUGGGGGCGCUCUUGGUCUAUGACAUCGCCAAACACCUGACGUAUGAGAAUGCUGAGCGCUGGCUGAAGGAGCUGCAGGACCACGCCGACUCCAACAUCGUCAUCAUGCUAGUGGGCAACAAGAGCGACCUGCGCCACCUACGGGCCGUACCCACCGACCAGGCCAAGGCCUUUUCAGAGAAGAAUGGCUUGUCGUUCCUGGAGACGUCUGCUCUAGACUCGUCCAACGUGGAGCUGGCUUUUCAGACUGUCCUCACAGCAAUCUUCCGCAUCGUGUCCCAGAGGCAGAUGUCCGGACGCAACGACUCAGACUUUGCGCCAACCUCCAAUGUGGUGCCCAUCUCCGUCGAGCCCACCCAGAGCGCGAGCAAGAGCUCCUGCUGCCAGCAACACUGACCUCUGACCGCUAGCACCACCGACAACAAGCACCACCGACAACAAGCUCCACCGACAACAAGCUCCACCGACAACAAGCUCCACCGACAACAAGCUCCACCGACAACAAGCUCCACCGACAACAAGCACCGCCGACAACAAGCACCGCCGACAACAAGCUCCACCGACAACAAGCUCCACCGACAACAAGCUCCACCGACAACAAGCUCCACCGACAACAAGCUCCACCGACAACAAGCUCCACCGACAACAAGCUCCACCGACAACAAGCUCCACCAGCAACCAGCUCCAUCCGCAAGCAGUUCCACCGACAAACAGUCUCACUGACCACAUAGAGUGCAGGCAAGAGCUCCUGCUGCCAGCAACACUGACCGCCAACCCCAUGACAACCAGCCCCACAACAACCUUCCCCAAGAAUAACCACCCCAAUUGACCAC
Periophthalmus magnuspinnatus is the source of this 1267-nucleotide messenger RNA. It is a transcript of the gene rab11al, whose product is annotated as RAB11a, member RAS oncogene family, like. The transcript has 5 exons. Gene Ontology annotation, molecular function: GTPase activity; GTP binding. The coding region runs from base 183 to 830 and encodes 215 amino acids. Gene Ontology annotation, biological process: neurotransmitter receptor transport, endosome to postsynaptic membrane; melanosome transport; exocytosis. The record is from RefSeq and is a predicted model, not a curated record. Gene Ontology annotation, cellular component: axon; transport vesicle; postsynaptic recycling endosome. Lineage: Eukaryota; Metazoa; Chordata; Actinopteri; Gobiiformes; Gobiidae.